This is a messenger RNA of Ruditapes philippinarum (Manila clam), 351 nucleotides long. RefSeq names its product mitochondrial inner membrane protease subunit 2-like. Lineage: Eukaryota; Metazoa; Mollusca; Bivalvia; Venerida; Veneridae. Gene Ontology annotation, biological process: mitochondrial respiratory chain complex assembly. The annotation marks the transcript as partial. Gene Ontology annotation, cellular component: mitochondrial inner membrane peptidase complex. Gene Ontology annotation, molecular function: serine-type peptidase activity. The transcript has 4 exons. The record is from RefSeq and is a predicted model, not a curated record.
CAGUUAAGAAUUUUACAUGUGGGUAAAGAUGGCAACGUGGAAGUUGCUGUUAAAGACUACCUUUGUUGUUGUUCCUGUAACCAUAACAUUCACAGAUGUAGUAGCCAGUUUUAGUAAGGUUAUAGGAGUUUCCAUGCAGCCAUUAUUGAACCCUGAUUGUAAUAGAGGUCAAAAUGACUGGGUGUUACAGAACAGAUUGGCAGCAAAUCAAACUUUACAAAGAGGUGAUAUCAUCACAUUCAUGUCAGGUAUGAGGCAUUUGGAUAUUAAGAAAUACAAAAAGAUCCAGUUAGCAAAGUUUGAGAUCCAAUUUGUUCUACAUUGGAGGACAAGAUCAUUGGUCGAAAGCAG